This is a messenger RNA of Drosophila grimshawi, 9010 nucleotides long. RefSeq lists its product as uncharacterized. Gene Ontology annotation, molecular function: protein binding. Lineage: Eukaryota; Metazoa; Arthropoda; Insecta; Diptera; Drosophilidae. The transcript has 7 exons. The record is from RefSeq and is a predicted model, not a curated record. Bases 194 to 8554 code for a protein of 2786 amino acids.
CACAAAUCUCAAAUUAGUUACCAAACUCAGCUCGGACAACAACCGCACAAACGAAGUUCACAAAAUCAAGUGUAGCUCAGGCAACCAACCACCAAACACAAAACUCACUAACGUUUCUUAGCGCAUGCCCAAACCAGUGCAUUACAGCAGACGAUCAGCAGCGUCACAUGCUUAAGGCAUUUCCACAACCAGCAUGUCCGCAACAUCAACAUCAACAUCAACGACCAUGUCGCAAAGCAAUGACACAAACCCAACAGCAUCGGACGAUGACUACAUAACCGUUGUUGAAGUUGACGAUCCCACAUCGUCCACCAAAGACACAAACCACUUGAAGAAGCUAGUCAAACGGCAAAGCUCGGUGGCCGAAGACUCCUCAUUCAUCACCGUGCUCACCAUCAACGAGCAGCAGCAGCUACUCCAGCAACGGCAACAGGAUCAACAGGAUCAGCAGCCAGAGGCAGACGGCGGCACGGAGCACGUCACUGUAUAUCGUCUGCCAGGUGAACGUUUGGGUUUUGGCCUCAAGUUCCAGGGCGGCACACGCAACGCUGAGCUGGUCCAGAAAUUAUAUAUACAAUCCUGCGCCGCCGACAGUCCCGCCUCCAAGGUGGCCACCAGCUGGGGUCAUCUGCGCGAAGGCGACGAAAUACUGAGCAUCGAUGGCAGGCAAGUUGACCAAAUGACACGCAUCGAUUGCGUGCGCUGCUUGAAGGAUAAUGUGGCCAUCAAGCUGAUUGUGCGCAACGGCCAUGGGCGAAAGCCGCCCAGCGAGGAGGAGCAGCAGCAGCUGACCGAGCUCACCGAGCUGACCAUCUCACUGAACGCACAACCACCACCGCCGCCUCCAGUGCCGCCGCGCAAGCUGGUCAAGCGUCAGAAUUCCAGAGAGGGAGCACCCUCCACCGUGCAGCUCGUUGUGGAGAAGCCAUUGACACCGCCACCAGAUGCCGAGUACUAUAUCAAUCUGUUUGCCGAAUCCCUCAAGGCUGGCUCCGAAUCGGACGACACAGCGAGCACCAUUUCCACAGUCAUUGAUAAGCUCUCCAUGGGCUCGAAUUACUCCUCGGACACGGAGCUGGCCAGUAAUCUGAACGCACCCGAGCUGGCAAAGCUCGUGCAGCCAUUUACCCUGCUCGAGCAGGAAUUUCAGCUGGAACAGCCUCAGAUCAGUCAGCCCAAGCUGCUCAUACCAGGCAACAACUAUGAGAAUGUCGAGUUCAAAACGGAGAAAGUCAAUGUCUAUGAGAAUGUGGAGCUGAAGAGUCCGCUGGGCACGCCCACCCCCAAACCGCGUGUCCUGCUUGCGACCGUCGAGCCCAAGAAGCGUUCAAUUAUACCCAUGCCCCGCAAGAUUGCCACGCCGAGUAAGUUGCCCAUUGAGGUGGCGCCACCCAGAAUACCCAGUGAGAUUGAGUCACCGAAAACGCCCACAAAUGAGACGAUCAAGGAGAUUAGGGAUUACGGCACCAAGAUACCCAAGGCCAAGCUGUUGAGUCCUGGUUUCUCACGCGCCAAAACCGAAGGCGAGAUUAAGCUGCGUCUUCAGCCGAUUAAGCAACAGGCACCGCAGCUGAAAUCUCGUAUACCCAUUGUUACAACUCUCGUUCAGAAGUCGCCGCCAGCUAAUAAGUCAAUCAUAUCGGCCAGCUCCAACAUUCCUCGCCUGCUGCAAAAGCAAAAGUCUGAAACGGAUCUGAAAUUGGGAUUCUAUCGCAGCAAGUCCAAGGAAUCUAGUCCCAGUCCAGGGUAUCCGAGAGCGCCCCUCCAGCGUGCCAACUCAGCCGAGGCACCAGCUAGAACGACCCCAGAACGCACCUACAUACCCGUGCUGCUCAACACCAGCUCCAGGAGCAGCUCCAACUCAACAGAGUCGCUCAACUCCAUAUGCAGCAACGGCAGCAACGGACGUUCUCCCAAGGGACCCAAACCGAAGCCUCCGGAGCGUGUUCAGUCGCUGCAGAAGACGCAAAUCCCCAAGUUGCAGACGUUGCCAACGACGCCGCCUCAACAGCAGCCCAAGCUGAGUAUGCAGACCUUCAAGCAGUCAGCUGUCACUGGAACUCCGCCGAGCACGCCUGUGAACAUGACACCCUCACCGACCAGCAGUCGAGAGAUCCGCUUCAAGAUACAAACGUAUGAGAGCAAGGCACAGGAUGAGGACAAGUUGCCCAGUCUGUUCGAUCUGGUGCAUAAGCAGGAGACAGUCGAGAUACAGGAGAGCACUCCCAAAGUCCACCGAGAUAUCGGUGCUCUGCUCGCAGCUGCGGCUGCGGAGGCAACGGAUCUGGCUCGGGAAUCCCCGCCACCCUUGGUUGUUGGCAAGUGCACAAAAAUCAUGGACGAUAAUCAGAGCAACACCUGCUAUUCAAGCUCCAGCAGCGAUGCCGAUGACACCGAACAGGAUGAUGUCGAUGCCGCUGAACGAGAGUACAUCUGUGAGGAUGGCGAAAAGCUAGGACCGCCAGAGCUCAUCAAUGGGCCCGGUCCCUCGGAGGCUUACUUUAACAUGUAUUGGCAUUCGAAUAUGCUGCCCACCAUUGGCGAAGUUGAAGAAGAGUUCUCCUCGCUGGAGCCACAAUCGCUGACAAAUGGUGCGUUUGUGGACGAGUUGAAGAAGUUGCAGCCACCGAAGGUGCCAGCAAAAAUGGAAGUCCAAAUUAAAAGCGAUGAUAAGAUUGUUGCCCAUGACGCACCCGAGGGCGAUAAGACUGGCCAAACAUCUGACCCACUUGUAGAGAUCAGCACAACGAACCACAGUCAGGAGAAAACCAGCAGUAAAAGCACCCAAGAAGAAACCAGCGAAUGCAGCCAACAGGGCUCCACUAAAACCCACCGCACAGUUACCACCAAAGUGGUUACCACAAAGACAAGCAGCUCCACUUGCAGCAGCAGCAGCAGUAGCAGCAGCUCCUCUUCGAGCUUUAUGAGUCCCUCCGCUGACGUUGCCUUCAAGCUGCAACCGUAUGAGGAGCGUGAGGAGGCAACGAUACCACCAGCAACAACAACAACGAUUCGCGAGGAGCGACGUGUUGUUAGCGAGCAGCAGACGCUGAGCGAGCUGAGGACAAAGGAUGCAGUAACAGGUGAGGAGAAGCUGUUGACGAGCGCCGAGUCCGUGUCAAGCAGUGCGCGCUUCAAGAAGAUCAGCAGCAACGACAAUCUGCUCGACCUAGACGAUGUCGAGCAGCUGCAGCCGUUGACUGCCACCGUCGUCUCGGCGGAGACGCGUCUAACGGAGCGUCUGGACAACCCACAGGAUAAACAGAGUAUUGAAACGGGUACUCUGACCUUAUCCGAAUGUGGCAAGCAGCUGCAGCUAUCCGAGAACGGCGGAAUCAGCUACACCGAAUGCGAGCAGACCGAACAGCAAACCUAUCUGGAGGGUCAGCAGUUGCUCAAUGAUCAGCCAGUGGACGACAACGCUGCGCCCACCCUACAGCGGGAGCUCAGUGAAACGCUGACUGUGACCAAAGAUGGUGAAAAGCAGGUGACCAAGCGGUUGGAGCAGAGCAAAGAGACUGCCUGUAAGAAGGGCGCCAAGCUGCUGAAGAAAACCGACGAGGAGCGUCGCCUCGAACAGGAGGCGCAAAAAAUUAUCGAGAGCUAUCAAAAAGUCAAGAAGGAAACAGAGAAACUCUACAAUCUGGAGCUGGCGGAUGACGAGCAAGGCUUCGAUCUGAGCGCCUUCGAACAGGUCGAGGAUCAUGCAUUGCUCGAAGCUGAAGUGGAAGAGUCGGCAGAGCAGCUAGUUGAGUCUUCAGUGGAGAAGCUGGCAGAGCAGAUGGUUGAGGCUGAAGUGAAGCAGCAACCAAUGCAGCUGGUUGACCCUGAAGAGAAUAAGCAAGCAGUACAGAUGAUUGAGGAUGAAGUAAAGCAGCAAGCAGAGCAGAAGCUUGAUGCUGAAGUAGAGCAACAAGCAGUGCAGAUUAUUGACACGGAAGUAGAGCAGCAAGCAGUGCAGGAAACUGUUCCUGCUAAAGUCGAUGUUACUUUGCCAUCUGUCGAGGACGAUCUGGGCUAUGUGCUACACAAAAACAUCAUAGAUUCAUCAAAGCGGAAGGAAGUGAAGGCAGUGCUCAAACCGAAACCGAAAUCGAUACCGAAACCGCCGCUGCCCAGCAAUAAGCCAAAAAUGUCGCCCGUUUUGGUGAAACCGAAAACAGCUCCACCACCGGUGCCCAGCAAGCGCAGCGAGGUGGGAUUGGGUGGCAAGCCGAAGCCCACACAGCGUCGCAGCAGCCUGGAGCUGAGCGCACCCACACCUCUUGAGCGCAUCAUUGUGGGUGUGGAGCGGACGGAAGUCAGUCCUAUUAUUACGCUGGCCAGCGUUGAUCUGCCUAAUGUGACAUCAGCUGCUUCCAAUGAUGAAAAUCUUGUCGCCCAAGCUGUUGACCUGCUGCAAACGGAGUUGCACUUUGAGAGCCAUAAGCUCCCGAAUGAGGAGGAGCAGCGAGCGGUGGAUGGUGCUUUGGCCAGCGCGGAGGGGCAAGUAAAUGGCAUAGUUCUGAGUGCCAGCUCAUCGAUGACAUCAACAGCGUCGUCAUCGUCAUCGUUAGCGGCGACGCCAGUAACAACGCCAAUUUUGGUAUCAGCAACGUCAUCACUCGAUUCGGUCAAAAGUGUCAUCGAGGUCAUCAAUGGGAAUGGCUGUGACAGCGCCGGGAACAACAGCAACAACAACAGCAACAACAACAGCAACAACAAUAACAACAACAACAACUGCAAUAGCCUAAGUGGAGUUGCUGUUGCUGACGAUGAUGAGGAGCAUGUGGAGAAUGUGGCAAUGGUGUCGCCCGAUAGAGAACACGAUACAGAUCUUGGUACCCUAAACAACCACAACAACAUCAACAACAACAGCACUAUUAUCAGCACAACAACAACAACAGCAGCAGCAACAUCCAACAACAACAACAAGAAGAGCUUUGUGGCAACAACAACAACAUCAAAGACUACGAAUCCGACUCCAGCAACGACUUCGACUUCAACUUCGACACCGACUCUAAGCAAGAGUUUGCAGCAGAAGCAGCACAACAACAAAAUGGAGCUGCUGAGCAGCCCAACAGUAGCAACAACGACAACUGCAACUGCAACUGCAACAACAACGAGCACAAAACAGCUGUUGGUGCAGGAUUACCUGAGCUACGCUUCCCCACCGACCUAUUCCCGUCUGCCGCCCGAUGGCCAUGAGUUUCCGCCCAAUUUCAGUGAGCCACUGAUGAUGCAUACACAGCCUCAUUCCGCACUCCUUAAGGCGGCGGCCCUCAAAACGGAGCUCAGCUACGAGCACAACAACAACAACAGCAGCAGCAGCAACAACAAACUGGAAGCUGCACCACCGCUGCCCAAAACGGGACCACCGCCAACGGUGCCGCGUAAAUUGUAUCGCCAAGAUUUGGUCGUCAAUGUGGAGGAUGCGCGUUCAGCUGAACCAGCAGCAGGAACAGCAGCAACAGUAGCAGCGCCAACUGUUGCUCGUGAUUACCAACGUUCCUUGAGCGCCAGUUCGUCGCAUCGCAAGCCGAGCGAUUGGCGCAAAGAUGAAAAGUCCGAGAAGUCAGUGCGCGACAAAAUCGCCAUGUUCUCAUCCAGCAACGAACUGGACAGCAUUGUCCCACCCACGCCCACGCCCAUCUCCAGUUCCAGCUCCGCCUUCGCCCGCAAGCCACUCAACAUGAGCAGCGAGAAUCUGCUGGAGGCUGCCUCCUCCGCCUCCGCCUCCUCAACGCUGCUGAAGACGCGCGCCAUGAGCGUUGAGAACCUCAACGAUGUGCAGCGUCAAUACCAGUUGGCCAAGCAGUUGCCGCAGCUGCAUGUCGCCGACUCCAUGUACUCGCUGCAUACACUGGCCCACACGCCCACAGCCACACACCCACACACACACACACACACGCCCAACUCGAUGCCCAGCUACAGUUAUGCAUCGUUGCCGCGACGCAGUCAUGGUAGCGCUGCUGCUGCUGCCGCCGCCGUGGAGCGUCGCAUUAGUUUCUCGGGCGAGGGGGAUGCGGCGACGCGCAAGGCGGCCAUCACCAAUAUAUUGGAGCAGCGGCGUCGCAGCCUGUCCAAGCUGCGCGGCCUAGUCAUACCGGAGCGACCGCAGCUGCUGGAGCCAAUCCUCGAUCUGCCCGAGAUCAAGAGUCAGGUGAAGGCAGCCAGCGGCGAGGAUUCCACAGACAGCGGCCUGGGCGAGACACGACCCCUUCGACACAACAGCAGCAACGGCAACAACAGCAACAGCAACAUGAGCAACGGGAGCAACGGGAGCAGCAGCAAUGUCAGCAACUAUCGCAGCAUCUUUGCCCUGGCGCAGCGUCGUCCCUUGGAAUCGCAGCUGUCGCAGCCGCCGGCAAAGCCACCACGCACUUCGCUCUGUGCCGCCCUAAGCACGCCCAGCCGCAUCAAUGUGAGCAACAGCAACAGCAACAGCCAACAGCAGCAACAGCAACAGUUGCUGGCCGAUCAGGAGAGCGACACGGAUUCGGUGUUCUCGACGACUGCUCGCGUGCCAACGCCACCGGAGAAGUUUGCCUUGACCCGUACGCUCAGCUCGGAGACGAAUACAUCGAUAGCCAGCUCAAACACCUCCACACUGACAUCCGGCUCCUCGGCCGGCUCACAGGCCAGCUGCAGCUCCCUGGGCAGCACACCCACCGUGGAUCUGACGCGACGCGUGCUCAAGUGUUCGCUUAAUGGCAGCAUCAACAGCAACAGCAGCAGCAACAACAACAACAACAACAACAAUAGCUCCGAGCUGGCAUUGGGCAAUCGGAAGAGCAUCCUGGCGUCGGCCAAGUGCCGCAGCGCCAAGAGUCGCGGCCAGGACAUGAACAAUGACAACGACAACGAUAGCACAGACGGCGAGCCUUGUGUCUUGAACGGACGUCGUCUCAAAUCCAGUUACAAGCAACAGCAGCAACAGCAGCAGCAACAGUUGCUGGGGAAGCAGCAACUGGUCGUGGAUAAGCUAAUCAAUGUGGCUGCCUAUGUGGAGCUGACAUCGGAUACGGAUGACAGCAGUCGACGUUCGGAUACGCCGGCCAAAAUCAGUGCCAUGUUCAUUGACGAGGAGCGCAAGGCCAGCUUCAAGGCGGAUCCCACGCAGCAGUCCAAGCUGCUGCCAGUGCUGGCCAAGCCAGUGAUUAACCCGACAAACCAACCAAAACGUGACCUGGCUCUGAUCCCCACUUCGAAAACAAACAAGACCACUAUCAACAAAUCGACCAAGUCCCAGACGAGCACCGCUGAGCUCCGAGAGAAAUUUGAGCGCAGUGCUGCUGCUGCUGCGGCUGCACCACCACAACACCAACAACAACAGCAACCAUCAUCAGCAGCAGUAGCUGCACCACCAACAGCCAUGCACAAAGUUUUGGCCAGUGUUGCGAUGGUGGCAACGAAACCACAUCACGAACGCUUUAGUUCGCUUGAUUCAUUGGCAUCCAGUUCGUCGGGCGUUAGCUCGACCACACAGAAUGUGAGCACCACACAGGAGACGGCCACCGAAUUUGGCAGUUUCUCAUCGCUGGGCAGCAAUCAGAGUUUGAUCACCGCACAGGAUGUCCAGCAGAUUGUGGAGGAGGCCGAUCCGCCACUGAAGACGCCCGAGGCAUUCAUCAUUGUGCUGCAACGGGAUACGCCAGAGAGCAGCAUUGGCAUCACGCUAGCCGGUGGCUCCGACUACGAGGCCAAGGAGAUAACCAUCCACAAGAUACUGGUAAACACGCCGGCUGCCAAGGACGGACGCCUGAAGAAGGGCGAUCGCAUUCUGGCCGUGAAUGGCAUGAGCAUGCGAGGAUUAACCCAUCGCGAGUCGAUCAGCGUGCUAAAGACACCCCGUCCAGAGGUUGUCUUAGUGGUUACUCGCUCCGAAUCGCUUGUGAUCAAACCGCUGAACAAGAAACGCUCCUCGCUGGGCUCGCUCAGUUCGCUGAAUGAGAAGCCCACCGAGUUGGAUUACGAGCGCAAGCGCAACUAUCACAAGGCAUCGCGGUCCCUCGACCUCGAUCUGGACAUUGUGUCCAAUGAGAGUGGCAGCGGUGCCACCACAGUGCCCAGCACACCCAGCACGCCCAGCACUGGCACCAACAGUCCCCAGCAGCCGGCCAGUCUGCUGGACGAGGCAAAUGGCAACGAUGCGGAGGCAACCAUUGCCGGCAUCCGCGCAAGGCGCCAACUCUCGCGCGGCGAUGCCGCCAAGUUGAGCACCAGUGAGCUGCUCGAGCGCGCAGCCGAGGCACGUCAAGCAAUUGCCGCUGAGAUUCGAGCGCAUGCUGAGGAUGCUGCUGCCGGCGGCGGUGCUCGUUGUGUUGAGAUUAUCAAGGAUAGCUGUGGUUUGGGUUUCUCCAUUGAUGGUGGCUUUGACUCGCCGCUGGGUAAUCGCCCGCUGAUUGUCAAGAAGGUUUUCAUGGGUGGCGCUGCCAAGAAGACCAAUCAGGUGCGCAAUGGCGACGAGAUCCUCAGCAUCAAUGGCGCAUCCACGGCGCGCAUGACACGCGUCGAUGCCUGGAACUAUAUGAAACAGCUGCCGCUGGGUCCGGUCAAGAUUUCAUUUGCCUAAGCAAAGGCGGAGAUGAGAUGAUAAAAAUUGAUGAUAAACAAUGCGCCACAAUUUGUUAGAUUUAAGGCAAAAACAAAAAACAAAAAGGAAAAAGAAACAGAGUUCGACGUUUUGUAUCUGCAUUUAGAGAACGAUCUUUGCGUGUUAUCUUAAACAUAUAUAUUUAAAUAAUUUAAAGUGCAAUUGCUAAAACUUUUUCUAAUUUUUAUGAGGCGUGGCCUUAAUCAGCGCCCCAUAAAUACAUAUAUACAUACAUAUAUAAAUAUAUAUACGUUAUAUAACGAUUGAUUGUACAUAACUAUAUUAACUAAUUUACGUAUUUAAAUCUUAAAAUCGAUGCGAAGAAAUUAAAAAUUUUUGCAACAACGGUAUUUUCUAAUACAUAAUAUUGGUAUGAAAUUUCUAAAUGCAAACCACACAAAAAAACAACAUGAAAUUCAAGAAAGUAAAACAAUA